This is a messenger RNA of Owenia fusiformis, 2577 nucleotides long. NCBI's taxonomy places the organism in Eukaryota, Metazoa, Annelida, Polychaeta, Sabellida, Oweniidae. The record is from the annotation of a GenBank genome assembly.
UGUAUUGAAGCGGAGAUCCCCGGCUUAAUGAUUACUUGUAUGUAAUUUCGUUUAGUGUAAAACCAUGAACCGCCCAAUGUUGAAAACAUCUUGAAGAAAAAAAUGUUUCUGUUUUGUGAAUUACAAAACUACCAAACUGUAUCCAUCAGGUCUGAGUUACCGACCCUCUAAUUAAGAAACUAGCAGCCACGCAAUGCAAGAACCUCUGCAAGAACUUAUGGGAUAAAUGGAGAGAUUAUUCCAGAAAGCUGUGAUGAUGUCUUUCUUCAUGAAGUGUGUUCUCUGUUUCAUAAUCUUGUCAAAUGGAGAUCAUUCUAAAGUUGUUUUUGGUUUAGAUUUCUAUUGCUUGCAUAAGAAAGAAGUUAAUGUCACCUUAUCAACUCUCAACCUAUUCUCUGCAAAUAUCAUCACAAAAAGGGAAAAAGAGGACACAUAUAGAAACAAUGAACACUGUACUUGGAUUGUGGACUCUGGCAGUUUUAAUAAAAGAAUCAAGGUUGAUGUUCUGAGCUCUUUCCUCCAAUGGGCACCUACUAAUGCUAUAUGUAACAGCUAUGACUACAUGGAGAUAUAUGAUGGUCGAAGUGAAGUAAAUAGGCUGUUGGUGAGUUGGUGUAAUAAAGAAAGUGAGCCUACAAUGGUAAUCAGCUCUGGAAGGUUCUUGUUCAUUCGCUUCAAGACAAACUCACAAAAUCCAUAUAGUUUUCUAGGUAUAGAGCUACAAUUGAGUAGUUUUGAGUUUUGUCCGAGGGGAUGGAUCGCAACAAGCAAUAAUUGCUACUACCACAGUGGAUCAGUUCUUGGCACAUGGACAAGAGCACGGAAACAGUGUAACUUGGCACAAGCAAAUCUGCCUGUAUUCUAUGAUAUGCCUCUUGCUUGGGAUGAAUUCACAAACUAUAUAAUGGCACAAUUUCCACAAAACUCCCAGUCAUGGAUUGGUCUCUAUGAUGAAGGUGAUGGAGUCCAUAAAUGGUUAGACGGCAUCAUCCCUCAGGAAAAUAAGUUUAAUCCUAGUUGGUUGACUGAAUAUGGUGCUGAUUGUGUGACAGUAGAGAAAGAACAACCCAAGCCCUGGGAAGAAGGACCAGCUAAUGACAUCUGGUGGUGGCGACAAAGACCCUGUGACAAUGAAAAGCAAUAUGUCUGCGUGAUGGAGAAAAGUUGCCCUAUGUGGAUUCACUCCCCCUCGACAACCAUUCCUUCAACUACUGAUAAAAUCAUAGAAAACACCUAUCUCCAACACUGCAAAGAUGUAUGUGAAUAUACACGUGAAUUCACAUGUAAAUCUCUUCAUUUUACCCAUUCUGGUGUGAAUAAGGGACAUUGUGAGUUGUCAAGGAAAAAUUCUGAUUUCCACGUCAGGACGCUUGAUCCAACAAAACCAAUAGAUCUAUAUGAGCACAAGAAAUGUGUUACUGAACCAUUAUUGCAAACUGGAAAAGAAACUGAGUUAGUGGAGGGGAGUAUUCCAUCAUGGGGGUGGGGGCUAAUCUACACAGCUGUUGGACUGGGGGCAUUGGUGUGUUUGAUAUGUAUCCCAGCAUGCACCUGUGUUGCCUGUAACAGGUCACGUAAAAAACACAAUACAGAAAAUUCCUCUUCAUCACCAAAUUAUGAACCUCGACCAAGACAAAGUGAAAUGCACACUGUUACUAAUGUGAUGAGAUCUGGCACUUAUGAACAAAGGGAAAGUACUGAGGAGGAUGGAUUUGGUACUUAUGAAAGAGUUGGGAAUGCUGGGAGCACAGAUCCUCCUUCAGGAAGGAGGCCUCACAGACCAACCUACCCACCAAGUCACAGACAUGUUAACGAGAGAACUCAUAGAAAUCAAAAUUUGUCACCUAGGAAUGGUGGGAUAGCAGACCCUCCUGUAGAAAGAAGGACUCCCAGACCAGCUAACCCACAAAGCCAACCACAUGUUAAUGACAUAGCACAUGAGAAUGCUGAUCCACCACCCAGUUAUGAGGAAUACAUAAGUACAUACAUAUAACUCACCUUUCACAUAUUAGUGUACUAUUGUUCGAAACAACGUAAUACUGUUGAAAUAAGUCUUGCCAUGGUCAAAACAAUAUGUUCAUAUGAGAACAUAUCAAACUCAAGAAUGGACUGAAUUCUGGGAGUCAUAUAUCAUGUUCUUGUCAGUGUGAUUUCAGAAAAACUCCCAAAAUAUGAAUUUAGGUCACGAUACACCUUGCGAUGUUCUGAAUCUGAAUGUGAAUAUCAAUAUGAUUCCGAACAGAGUUGUAAAGAUUUAAAUAUUCAUGAGCUCUGCAUAAACAUAUUAACAUUAACAUUGUGAUUCUAAGAGUAUUCCUCUUACUCAGGUUACUAGUAAACAUUGCAUUCCAAUCUGUUCACAUAUGUUAAACUAUAGAAUCCCAUAGGAUCCAUAAUGAUUUCCAUACGUAUCCACGUGAAUAUUCUGUGAGGAUUCCAUGUGGAUUAACAUGGAAAAUCUGUACUAUUUCCACUUGGAUCCACAUGUUUAAAAUCCACAUGGAUUUCACGUUGAUUCCAUGCGGAUUCCGCGAGGAUUCAAUGUGGAUCAUUGUGGCAUGGGUUCCACGUGGAUGU